Molecule: messenger RNA, 3590 nt
Organism: Sitophilus oryzae (rice weevil)
Lineage: Eukaryota; Metazoa; Arthropoda; Insecta; Coleoptera; Curculionidae
Gene: Sur-8
Product: leucine-rich repeat protein soc-2 homolog
Exons: 1
Coding region: 240-1934 (564 amino acids)
Molecular function (GO): protein binding
Source: RefSeq, a predicted model, not a curated record
UUUUGCAUUUUUAUGGGCGGGGGCAUAUUUUGAUUAAAAAUCUACAUAUUUUUAUGAAAAAAGUAUUAUUAUUAUUUGUUAAUGGACAUUUUAUAUACAAAAUAGAGUAACAGAUAAAAACAUACAGUGUAAUAGAACGAUCACCAAGUUAUUGAUCCUUUAUUUUUACUAUGAAAUUUGGCUUUCACAGAAGCAUAUAAGAAAGAAGCCAAAAUGUUUUAUAUAUAAUAUUUAACAGCAUGAGCCAGGCUAGUAAUUACUUCCCAGAUCAAGACAAUAUGUUGGAAGCGGAUAGCUCGAGUGCUUUAGAGCAUGGCAAACAGAAGAAAUUCAGUUCAGGUUCAUUGAGUGGAGAUAUUUCUAGGCCAAAAGUGGUGACUGUUAAGCAUCCAGAAUCGAAUAAACUAAAACCGACUGCUAAAAAGAACAAACAACCCAUUCAAGCUGAUCUAGACGUAGCAAAGGAGUUUAUACGAUGCAAGGAGGAAUGUUUAAAAAGACUAGAUUUAAGUAAAUCAAACAUUACGCACUUGCCUCAAACUAUAAGAGAUUUAAAUCACUUAUCAGAAUUAUAUUUGUAUGGUAAUAAGAUAGUACAGUUGCCAGCUGAAAUUGGUUGUCUUACUAGUCUUCAAAUGUUAGCAUUAAGUGAAAAUUCUUUGACUAGUCUGCCUGAUUCUUUAGAGAAUUUGAAAAAUUUAAAAGUAUUAGAUUUGAGACACAAUAAAUUAAAUGAUAUCCCUGAUGUUGUUUACAAGCUGACUUCUUUAACAACAUUAUAUCUUCGAUUUAAUAGGGUGAGGUAUGUAGGAGAGGAAAUUGCUAAUUUAACUGCACUAACAAUGCUGAGUUUGAGAGAAAAUAAAAUUAAAGAAUUGCCUGCUGGUAUAGGAUGUUUAGUUAAUUUGCUUACAUUUGAUGUUUCACAUAAUCACUUAGAGCAUUUGCCUGAGGAGAUAGGAAAUUGUGUGAAUUUAUCAACAUUAGAUCUUCAACAUAAUGAAUUGUUAGAUAUUCCAGAAUCUAUUGGUAAUCUUCAGCAGUUGACUAGACUGGGACUGAGAUACAAUCGAUUAGCUCACAUACCAGCAAGUUUAAGUAAAUGUCAUGAAAUGGACGAGUUUAACUUGGAAGGAAAUGCAAUUUCACAACUACCUGACGGCUUAUUGUCAAGUUUAAACAAACUACGAAGUAUUACAUUGUCAAGAAACAAUUUUUUAGCCUUUCCAUCUGGAGGUCCAUCUCAGUUUACUGAUGUGGAUUCUGUAAAUUUGGAGCAUAAUCAAAUAGAUAAAAUUCCUUAUGGAAUAUUUUCCAGAGCUAAACAUUUAACAAAAUUAAAUAUGAAAGAAAACCAACUUACUUCUCUGCCGUUAGAUGUUGGAACAUGGGUUAACAUGGUAGAAUUGAAUUUAGGCACAAACCAGCUCACAAAAUUACCUGAUGAUAUACAGUGUCUUCAAGCUCUAGAGGUUUUAGUAUUAUCAAACAAUCUUCUAAAGAGAAUUCCACCAAAUAUCGGAAACCUUCGUAAGUUAAGAGUCUUGGAUUUGGAAGAGAACCGUUUAGAGCAACUUCCCAAUGAAAUAGGUUAUUUAAGAGAACUACAAAGACUUAUAGUACAGUCUAAUCAGCUCACCCAACUUCCACGUGCCCUCGGUCAUCUGACCAACCUAAUAUUCCUUAGCGUAGGAGAGAACAAUCUCAGCUAUCUUCCGGAAGAAAUUGGUACUUUGGAAAAUCUAGAGUCUCUCUAUGUUAACGAUAAUCCCACUCUUCACAAUUUACCUUUUGAAUUGGCGCUGUGUUCAAAUUUACAAAUCAUGAGCAUCGAAAAUUGCCCCCUCUCUCAAAUUCCAGGUGAGAUUGUAGCGGGGGGUCCAUCAUUGGUCAUCCAGUACCUAAAAAUGCAAGGACCCUACAGGGCGAUGUGAUCAAGUUAUCCAGAGGAUCUUUAGUAGUAAGAUUCAUAAAUUUUGUAAUAGUAUGAGAAAUAUUGAUGAAAGUUUAUGAAAUGUUGCUGUUUAUGACUUUGUUGAUGAGUCUAUACUUAGUAUGAGUUUUUAUGUAUCUCAUCUAUUUGUUAUACAGGGUGUUAACUCUUUUUUGUGUAGUUUCUAAAUGGCGUUUUGAUAUUAAUGCUUAUUAUUGAUGUAAAUAUCCUGUGUGUUGGAUGUUUGUUUUCUCAGUCAAUAAGUGCAAUAGUUUUAAUUAUUGUUUAAAAGUAUUUUAAAUAAUAUGCAAAAGCCCCGUAUUUGUAACCUAUUGCAAAGUAUAUUAAACAGUUAAAUUAAUGAAUGACAGUGAUAUGAAAAUGAGAUAAAAGUAUUUUAUAAAUUACAUACUUUGAUAUUUUUGAAAGAGGUAUUAUAUUUAUUUCAAAAUAAAUUAAAAAAAUAAUCAUUUUCUAAUAUCAAUAUUUUUUUAACUCAUCAGUCUGAGGUAUUUAUUUUUAUUGGCUACGUUGUGGCAUUGCUUUUAUACAUAAGUCUGUAACUUUGAGAACUGUUUUUACCUGUUUUUAUUUAUUAAGUAGGUAAAAUAUCUUAUUGUUUCAAAUAAAUCAUGCUUUGCCUCCAAAAAUUGUUUCUAGAUUUACUUCGAUAAUUGUUUAGUUAUCAGCCAAAACUAAAAACGCACAAUAUUAACGUGAAACCUAAACGUAAGUUGUAUGUAUAGAUAGCUUUUGCUUUGUUUUGUAAAAACCGUUUAGAGGACGUGGUGUUAGAAACAUUGGUGAUUUAUUUUUGAGCUGUGUAUUGUUUUUAGUAACGCUUAACGAAACGGUGUUAUAAUCGAAAAGGCUUUGGACAUUAACAAUUAAAAAGUUUCUAAUGUUUAAAUUAUUUUUGAGUUGUCUAUGUCUAAAGCUCAAUCGUAUAUACAUAUUUGUUGCUAAUAAUGUUAACUGUAUAUUAGAGUGUAAUAAUCUAUUGCUCCAUAAUGAGAUACGUAAGUAUAUAUUUUUAUUUUGUGGUGUGAUAAAAUGACAAAACAAAAAUAUUUUGAUAGAAUAACUGAGUUGAUAUCAAUUUCAAAAAAAAUUGAUCUAGUUCAAAACGAGUGCGUAUCUACUUCAGGAAAAAAGAAUAAAAUUUUUACUUUUUUUGUGUAAAUAAUUUUGCCUUUUUUUUCGAUUCUAUCAUGCAUAAUUACUAGUACGCCAUUGGUUAAUAAAAACCAGUGGCGUAUACUUUUUUCCCUAAAAAUGUUUCUAUGUAUAAUUGAACAUUUACCAUUAUAAAAUAAUCUGAAGAUUUACCUUGUGAUGUAUUUUAAAAAAUCAACAUUUCAACAAGAUCUAAGCUAUUUGUACGUAGGUCUAUAAAUAGGCGUCAUAUUCUCUCUAUAACAUGUGAUACGAUUAUUAGAGAUUGUUUUGUAUUAAUUCUAAACAAUUUAACGAAUUGUUUUAGGUAUAGUAUUGAAAAAAUACUAUAAUGCAGAUAAAUUUAUGUAAUGACUGUAAAUUUUUUAAUUUCAAUGCAUUUAUGUAAACAAAAGGGUAGCAUUUUCUUGCUGAAAAUUGAAAUAAAAAACUUUAUUAAGUGUUAUUGUAAUUGUUUGCUAUAAAUAUAUACUGUAUUUUA